Molecule: messenger RNA, 555 nt
Organism: Cinara cedri
Lineage: Eukaryota; Metazoa; Arthropoda; Insecta; Hemiptera; Aphididae
Source: the annotation of a GenBank genome assembly
AUGGAAGAACGUGUAAACAUUUCGUUCAUUAAGCCACAUGGAGAACAGGGAGAAAUAGACCACACAGCUAUACGAUCGUGGAUUCAUUCAGAUUGGCCAUCUCGUAUCACUGAAUAUCCUCCGUCUUGUGUGUUCAAUGUGGAUGAAGCUGGAAUUUAUUUCAGGGCAUUACCUGAACAUACGUAUAUGUUCAAAAAUGAAAAAACUAGAUGAACUAAAACUAGUAAAUAACGUCUAACCGUAUUAUGUUGUGUAAGUAUGGAUGAUGAAAAGAGAAAACUACUUGCCAUUAGGAAAAGUAAAUAUCCCGGGUGUUUCAAGGGUGUUAAGAAUCUACCAGUAGACUAUACUGCAAACAGUAAUACAUGGAUGACAAAAGAAAUUUUCACCGAAUGGCUGACAAAGUGGGACAAUGAAAUUCGUCAUAACGUAUUAUUGCUAAUUGAUAAAUGCACGACUCAUGUGGUUACAGUGAAAUUCACAAACAUAUUAACCUCGUAUUUUUACUCUUUGACACUACAUCAAUCAUACAACCGUGUGAUCAGGAGAUUAUAA